Molecule: messenger RNA, 4563 nt
Organism: Mya arenaria
Lineage: Eukaryota; Metazoa; Mollusca; Bivalvia; Myida; Myidae
Exons: 11
Coding region: 102-1370 (422 amino acids)
Cellular component (GO): cytoplasmic vesicle
Source: RefSeq, a predicted model, not a curated record
UCCAGAGAAGGAAGUGGAAACAAAAAAGUUUUCUCUUGCGGUUCUUUUGCAGUACAUUCACAAAAAAAGAGUCUGAAACUUACAUUCUUUCAAGUAACAUCAUGAAGUUGGAUCAGUACAUUACUUGUGUUAUUGCUGUCAACCUUUUAUCAUUAAAUGGCAUGCUGUUCGAUAAUGGAACAGGAGAGGAGGAAUGUGCCAAGACCUAUACGGGGGCACAUGCCAGCGAAGAGUGUUGUAACAAGGGCUGUAUGUGGGGCUCAUGCCUGUCCAUGGUUUGGAAUACCAAACCUGUAUAUCACUAUGGAUGCCAUGCGAUUGGCUGGAAUGGGACAAAAGAUUGUCUUGAAGGUAAAAUACCAGAUAUCAUCUGUCCAACAGAAGCAACGAAGCCAGUUGUGGGAUCCUUCUGCACGUUCAAUCAUGGGGAGUGUAAUGACAUCACUGGUGCAUUCUGCAACACUACGGAGAACACAGCAACGGACAUUACCAAGGCGUUAUGUGAGUGUGCCGCGAUCUACCAACCUGGCAAGAAAGGGGAUGUGAAAUGCAUUGCCAGAGACUGCACAGACGACAAAUUUUGUGUUGACCUGGACAAGGGCUCAAAGUGUCAUAACAGGACAUGUGCCUGUAAAGAAGGUCUGGCGAUUGACAGCUCCACCAAAACAAGCACUUGUUCUCAGAGACCUGAUCCUACCACUACACCUGCAGCAGACACCUGUUCAGAAGUUGGAGGGAAAGAUGAAUGCUGUGGAAAGGCCUUAUGCAAGUUUGUGGAGUGUACGGACAAGACCAACAGUACAAGCACAAUCACUGUAUGCUAUGAGCUGGACUCAACCAUGACUGCUAAAUGCGAGGAAGAGGCCCCUGAUAAUAAGUGUCGAGCAACUAACAUUACCACCACACUUGGUCCGACUGACCCAUGCCAGGCUCAGAGUAACCAGACCGCAUGCUGUGGACAGACUGACGACAAGUGUGUGUUUAUCUCAUGUACUGGCCUCGAUGACCAACCUCAUACAGGAUGUCACAAAAAUAGCACAGAUUACCCAGCAUUUUGCAAGGAUGCAGCAACCGAUAUGUGCAAAGGUACGGAGUCCACCACCAAAGAGCCCACAACUAAAGCCUCCACUGAGGCCCCAACUGAUGCCCCCACUACUGCCCCCACUACUGCCCAACCCACAACCGAGUCUAAUCCAAACUCCACAACCUCUGCAGAGGCAAUAUCAGGAGGUUCCAGUGAACAUGGUCAACAUUUUGAUGGGGCUUCAUUUAUAGGAGGGAUUGUGUUAUGUCUCGGGAUUGUGGCUAUUGCUUUCUUUGGUUGUAAAUUCUAUAAGACCAGAACUGAGAGAAAUUAUCAUACUCUGUAAAUCUGCUGAAAAUUGAGUUUUCAUUAUAGGCACAUUCUGUCAGAUUGAUAAUAGAGUAAAACAAAACUGAAUUAUUUAUGAUUUCAAAAAAAAUGUAUUUAAAUCAAUACAGUGGAAAACAUGUGUCUCAAAUUAAAAAAGAACAAACAUAAUUAUAAUUGAGAUUUAUUUACAAAUUCAUUUGAAUUUGAAACCAUCACCAGACAUUUUGUUUUAUAUUUGUUUUGACUAAUAGUGGUGUGUGUAAAAUGCAGUCAAUCUUUCAGAACCUACCUUUUAACUAUAUGAAAAUAAAUCCAUUUCUAUAAAAGUGUCAAUGUAUUAUUUUAGAUUAUUAGAAAUUUAACUAUGUCAUCCUCUAGUCGGCCAUAGUAGAGUUUAGUUAAAUUAAAACAAGUUUUGCAUGCAUAAAGAGGCACUCAUAUCUUUUUACGAAAAAAGCAUGUACAAGGUAAUUGAAAUAAAUUUAUAUUUGGUUAAUUUGUUCAUGUUUACUAUGAAAUCCCAGUGUUCACAACUUAAAACAGUUGAAAAGACUCGAUCUACAAUAUAUACUAUAAAGAAUAUUUGCUCAUGCAAGAUGCAUUUGUUUUGUGUAUUCAUAUUAAUACAGACGAUUACAAAACUUGCUGCAAAGAUUUUUUUUAAUUUAUUGAUGACUGUCAAAUAUUCCAGUAAUGGUUUUAAUCCGUGUUUCCUUGGUAAUCAGCAGCAGGAAUUUUCCUACGUUCACCAAGGUACUAUGAAUGUGGGUAUUUUAAAAUGGUAUGGUCCAUGUAUACAUUGCACCAACAAAAAAUACAAGUUUAAAGGUAGUCAAGCUCAAAUGCAUCUUUAAACCCAUUAAAACACAAAUUUAUGAUAUACUUAUUGUACUUAACCUUUUAAAAAUGUAAUGAAUAACAGGAGAAUUCUUUUAGCCCUUAAACAGAAUGUCCAAGUCUAUUUUUAGAAUAGAAAUGCGAUAUAAACUGUAUGCAACUAUGCGCUAGCAGCAAAUAUAUCAAGAAACAGAUCAUUUUAAUCUUGAAAACCUCCAUUUGUUAUAAUUAUUAUUAUUAAAGGUAAAAUUAAGCAGAUUUCUUCUUCAAUUUUUCAUGCAUGUGGUACAUCAUACAUUGCACAGGCAUCCUAUUGUUGUAAUUUUUAUUUUAAGGAAUGAGGUUUAUUGCCUUUAAAGCAUGGUGAAUGCAUUUGACUCCAUUUAAUCAUGUAUUUAUGGUAGAUUUUGACUUUCAGAAGUAAAUGUGAUACACAAUUGUUGUUUUUGCUAGUUUCAUAAAAACUUGAAACUAUCUGCCUGCAGAAUUAAGGUGGAACGCGACUAUGAAUUUUUUUUCGAGUUAUUGUCUGAAAAUUGGAAUACGAAUAAAAGAGCAUAUGCCCAGUUAGGGACUGAUUUUACAUUUUCAAUAUUCGGAACAGUUUUAAAACUAUGACUCCUCAAAAUAUGCCACUGACGUCAAUUUUGAGACGUCUCUCAUAUUUUUGCGUUCCAGCUACAAUAACCGAUAGUUUCACCAAUUCUUCAUUUACCGCUAAGAAAUUUAAACCUCAAGUGCAUCUUGUGAAAACGUUUACGCACAUAUAUUUUUCUUUCUCUUGUUUUACAUUAUUUUUUUAAAAUCCGUCUUUAACGUCAUUUUUCGCGGGAAAAACGGCGUCGUGUUUCGCUGAAAAGUGCGCCUUUCUUUAAUUCUUGAAAAAAACUGCUCGUUUAAUUUUUAAUUGAUGAAAAUAUCGGUUAUUGUAGCUGGAACGCAAAAAUAUGAGAGACGUCUCGAAAUUGACGUCAGUGGCAUAUUUUGAAGACUCGUAGAUUCAAAAUUGUUCAGAAUAUUGAAAAUGUAAAAACAGUCCCUAACUGGGCAUAUGCUCUUCUAUUCGUAUACCAAUUUUCAGACAGAAACUCGAAAAAAAAUACAUAGUCGCGUUCCACCUUAUUGGGAUAAAAUCAUGUCUAGACCUUCAUAGAUUUUAGUAUGUCAAGCAAUUUGUCACAUAUACAUGAAUAUGAUUAUAUACGCUUGUUGGUAAUUUAGAGGUUUUUAGAAUUUUAGAAAUUGGGUGUCUAUCUAGCUAUCUUCUAUUAGUAAAGUUUUUUUGUUUAUUCAAUCCAUUAAGGGGCUUGGUUUUCUAUCCGUACUAAUUUGUUUAAUAUUACUUCAACUAAAAGUUUACAUAUUAUUCUUUAACCAUAUUUAUUCUAGUUGCUCUAUAGUGUUUGUUUUUAAAACAUAGUUCUGUCAAUGUUCAUUCCAAUAUCAACAAAUCACCAUUAACAAAAUUGUAGCCUUAUUGUGAUGCUGAUGCUAUUGCUGUUGUUGAUGAUGACAAUUGUUGAAGAAAUGUAAAUUGCAUUCAUAGUUUAAUAUUACUGUUGAGAAUAAAUAUUUUGAAUAUAUUCACUUUAGAUGACAUUAUUUUUUGUCCCUGUCUGACAUUAUAAUUGUUAAGAUGUUUAAGUUGUGCUGAUUACUAAAAGAGCUGUUAUAUGGUCUAUUACAUUGAACUUCAUUUGUACAGGUUUUCAAACAUUUUUGCAACAAAAUUUCUUGUUCAUGACUGUUAGAAUUCAAACUUCCCUUACAAGCCUCAUACAUUUAAUAUAAUACAUUCUGUAUUAAAUGGUAAGAAUGUUGAUACUUAAUCAUUGCAAUGUCGAAUUUUGGUGGAAUCUUAAAGUGGGCACCAUUGAUGCAACAAGAACAAUAUGGCCAUUUUUAAAUGAACAUGAAAAGUAUUACCUACAUUACAUAAUGACAUAAUCCAUUCUGGCAAUAAUUAUUACCAGUAAAUAAGUUCAAUGGCUAUGCCAAGGUGUGUGAUUCAAGUGCAAUAAAGGGAUGAUUUAGUUAGUAUAUUAUAUUGACAGGUUAGAGUUUGUGAAGAGGGAGAAGUUUUCUACAUUUUGGGGGAGUGUUUUCAUUUAUAGUUUAUAGGGAAAGAAACUUCUCCCUCGUCAGCUCAAAUAAGGGAGAAGGUUGCCUAUGAAGGGGUUGAUCCAUGACAUUGGUUUUAAUAUGUCAUUUAGAGCUAUAUUUUUUCUCUGAACGAGUAUUUUGUGAAAUAUUCUCUGAUCUGCAUGUAAUCACCCAUGACAUUGUUUACAGAAAUGUAUAUAUAGUUGUGUUGUAAAGAAGAAAAGGAUCUGUAUUAAUCCAAGUGCUUAAUAAAUUGUUUUAAAACGUUA